Molecule: messenger RNA, 1691 nt
Organism: Chanos chanos (milkfish)
Lineage: Eukaryota; Metazoa; Chordata; Actinopteri; Gonorynchiformes; Chanidae
Product: heterogeneous nuclear ribonucleoprotein L-like
Exons: 13
Coding region: 14-1654 (546 amino acids)
Biological process (GO): mRNA processing
Cellular component (GO): nucleus
Molecular function (GO): RNA binding
Source: RefSeq, a predicted model, not a curated record
UGUUUUUCGGUAGAUGAACAGUUUCAGUUCACAGGAUGUUCUGAAGAAUUUUCUUCGUUUCAAGCGAUGUCUCUCUAACGAGCACUCAGAUAUGAAUUUGGCAAGACCGCCGAAGCGGCAGAAAACAGUUACAAGCUGUAUGAUCUCGGAUGAGAGAGAGAAAAAUGUGUGGGAGAACGAUGUAAACGAAGAUGCGUUGGAUGAAUUAACAACCUGCAAAUCUAAGGCCAAGAGACAGGCUGACGUGCACAAUGUCCCACCCUCUCCUGUGGUUCAUGUGCGAAGGCUAUGUGAGACUGCGGUGGAGGCUGACCUGGUCCAGGCCUUGGAGAGAUUUGGCAUAAUUAGCUAUGUGCUGAUGUUGCCACUAAAGAGACAAGCAUUGGUGGAGUUCAGCAGUAUAGAGAGUGCUGAGAGAUGUGUGUCACAUGCGUUGAGGGAGUGCGUGUGUGUGGCCGGCAGACCUGCCUUUUUCAAUUACUCAGAGAGUAAGAAGAUCAUUAGGCCAGAGAACACCGUUUCCCAUGACGACGGAAACAGAGUUCUGCUGCUGUUCAUCCAGAAUGCACACUAUCCCAUCACCACGGAUGUACUCUACAAUGUUUGUAACCCCAUUGGUAAAGUUCUCAGAAUUGUCAUCUUCAAACGCAAUGGACUUCUGGCCAUGGUGGAGUUUGAGACACCAUUGGGUGCUCAGAGAGCUAAAGCUGAGUUGAAUGGAGCAGAUAUUUACUCCAACUGCUGCACCAUGAAGAUAGAGUACGCAAAGCCAACCCAUCUGAACGUGGUGAAAAACGAUGCAGAGAGCUGGGAUUACACCAAACCUCACCUGGGCAACGGUGACCGUGUGAAUCAACGGAAAAGAAAAUCAAUCCUUGGUGACCAUCCAUCCUUCCUUAGCGAAAACGGUCAUUGUGGUCAGACUGAUGAGUCUUCUUACCGGUUACUAGGUCCCCAUAGACGCAGCCCUGAUAUAUCUGAAGUAACGUACCCAUUACCGAUUAAUUCCUUCCACGCUGGUCCAUCGCACAGUCCAGUGAUUAUGGUCAGCGGCCUGCACCAUAAAAUGAAUUGCAGCAGGAUUUUCAACCUCUUCUGUCUUUACGGCAACGUUCGCAAGGUGAAGUUCAUGCGCAGCGUACCUGGUUGUGCACUGGUGGAGAUGGGAGACACGUUAGGAGUGGACAGAGUUAUCACACACCUCAACAACAUCAAAGUGUUUGGCAAGAAAUUUUGCCUGUGUGCAUCGAAGAAGGAAACUGUCAUUCCUGGUGAUACUUAUUUACUGGAUGAUGGAAGUAGUAGUUUCCAAGAUUUUGGAAUGACGAGGAAUAACCGGUUCACCAGCAGUGCCAUGGUCUCCAAAACCAUCAUCCAGUCGCCAUCCUCUGUUCUACACUACUACAAUGCACCGCCUUCUGUCACCCAUGACGACCUGCAGAAACUGUGUUCAGACCAUGACCUCCCAGUCUUUGUAAGAUAUCGAGCGUUUACAAAAGCAUCCAGUAAAACAAACUCUGGUCUGUUAGAGUUCGCAAGUCAGAAUGAAGCCGUGGAGGUGCUUAUGGUGCUAAAUAAUCAUCAGAUCAGAAUUGAAAAUUACACUCAGCCCUUCACCCUGAAGCUGUGCUUCUCCACGACAUCUCAUCUUUGAAAACCCAGCAAGAUCUGAAGAGAAUCAAUUUGUGUGU